Molecule: messenger RNA, 1347 nt
Organism: Penicillium cosmopolitanum
Lineage: Eukaryota; Fungi; Ascomycota; Eurotiomycetes; Eurotiales; Aspergillaceae
Product: fungal specific transcription factor domain-containing protein
Exons: 4
Coding region: 1-1347 (448 amino acids)
Biological process (GO): positive regulation of transcription by RNA polymerase II
Cellular component (GO): nucleus
Molecular function (GO): DNA-binding transcription factor activity; transcription cis-regulatory region binding
Source: RefSeq, a predicted model, not a curated record
AUGCGGAUAUGGCAUUUUCUGAAUACCACCACUAAGGACCUCGAGUUUCAUUUCGAUGGCGACUGGACGAAAAGCAGCAGCACAGAACAAAAUUCACGACAUGAACCGCUAGGACUAUCACUGAGGCACGAUCCCCUGCCAUGGAAGAUCGAAAUUCGACCCUGUUCUCAUACUAUUUGCAGCAGCUCUACACUGGUGGAUAAUGCUCUCUAUAAUCCAUAUCGCUACCUAAUUCUUCCCAUGGCUCUCGAGUCUCAAGCUCUCUACCACGCGACUCUCGCCAUUGCCGCCAAUACGCUGAAACUAUCCGAUCCAAGAUACAGACUCCCUGCAUUGGAGCAUCAUCAUCGCGCUUUAAGCCAUCUGCGAAAUCUUCUGUCGCAAGAUUCAUGGGCGGAGAAAGAACUGGAUGAAAUGCUCGGACUCGUUCUGAUGCUAUGUUGGUUCGAUAUCUCAGAUAGCAGCCGGCCAUCAUGGGUCACACAUUUAAACGGGUUCCAGGAUCUGAGCAGAACACGACAAAGGCGUCCUGGCCGCUCACCUCACAGCCAAGAUCUGGCGAGCUUCUUCGAUCGCUAUUUUGCUUUUCACCUUGUUCUUGCGCGGACGUCCUUUCGAAUCAACGACUUACCAUGUCAAUCACCGCUUCUUCCAGACAGCUUACUUGAAAACUCCGACACGAUUGACCCAUACAUGGGAUUCAGUCAUUCACUUCUCCUCUUGAUCAAUCAAGUUGCUGAACUAGCAUGGAACCAGGCCGACAACCAAAAAUGUACCCACAACACAGCAGCGUCGAGACUAAGAAAAAGCCUCGAAGGACUUGAUCAAAUCCUACCAUCACAGUGCGAUGAUCCAAACACAGAGUGCGCUGCAAUCGCCGAAGCAAAUAGAUUGGGAGCUCUCCUUCUUCUCCAAGAAAUCUCUUCUUCAAAAUCGGCCUCGACAAACAAUCUACGUCAACAGCCAACCGGCACACAAGAGAAGACUCACUAUGUCAAGUUAAUUCUGAAUCUGAUGCUAGAGAAAAAGGCAAACAUGAUGCGGACCGCUGUAUUGCCACUAUGGCCCCUCUUCUUAGCAGGAUGCUGUGCUUCCGGAGAAGAGGAAAGGAUCACAGUAAUGCAAUUUUUUGAUGAGGUAGAAGGCAUUCAUCGCUUUGGAAAUGUCGCGCCUGCCAUGGAAGUCAUUGAAAUGGUCUGGAGACAGCAGGAUCUGUCUGUACAAGACGAAAGGAAGCGACAAAGGAGUGUAAUUGCGAAUGAGGGACACAAGGAGACGCAGAAAUUUCGGUUUCCAUGGGAGCACGCAAUGCUAAUGUUAGGAAAUUGGAAGCUAAGCUUAACCUGA